Messenger RNA from Metarhizium album ARSEF 1941, 2451 nucleotides. RefSeq lists its product as uncharacterized. NCBI's taxonomy places the organism in Eukaryota, Fungi, Ascomycota, Sordariomycetes, Hypocreales, Clavicipitaceae. Bases 1 to 2451 code for a protein of 816 amino acids. The transcript is spliced from 6 exons. The record is from RefSeq and is a predicted model, not a curated record.
AUGCCAAACAGCUCCCUCAGCUGUAUCGUUGCAGCCGACGUUUUGAACUCCAUCCUCGACUCUUGGCAAAACGCUGCCGGCUAUUACGACACGGCCAACCACACGCACGAUGAGAUAAGUAGUGUUAUUCGAUCUGAGCGGUAUCUUAGCUUCACCGGCAACUUGUUUGAGCAUCUCGUCGACAUUGUGUUUGUCAUUCUUCUCGUCGAGCUCGGAAACGGACUUAUGCACUCGCUGAAUCGACAUCCAUCAAGAUAUCAAACCAGGUUACGGCGAGCGGCGUAUGUUGCCUCCACCAUCCUUCUCGCCUUUGCUCUUGCGUACUUUGGACAGCCAACGGCCUCUUGGGUCGCGUACUGGAACGGCUCUGAAAGCAACUCGAGCUACGCCCAGCUCUCUCUGUCAUUGAAGGUUGUCGGCAAACUCGGGGCCUCGUUUUACAUUCCCUCCUGGAUCAUCUCCCUCUUCCAGUUCGGAUAUGCCUCUUUUGUGAUGCACAAGCACAAGGCUCGCGUGCUCACCCGCCAGGCCGCAAUCCUCUACCUAAUCAUUACUGUAUUGGAUCUUGUCCGGUGGACGUUCUUUCUCACCCUUUAUGCGCAGUGGCUUCUUCCGACAAGCGCCAGCCCUCCAUGGUGGAAUCUCGUGGAUGCUCUCGGCAACACAUGGAUCCGGCUCGUGCAGCUCACGAUGCUUCUUAUCAUCGGCAUGCGAAGGAGGAAAGGAAUAUGGACGACUCAUCAGUCCUUCAUGACGAGCAGUGAGUCGACAAUGACGUCUACUAUGGUAUCGACAACCGCUGGACCUUCGCCAGUCCUGGCACCCGGCGAUCCCGCUGCCUAUGCGCACACGUUUUACCGACACAAGGAAUAUACACAAAUGCCCCCCCAGAUACUUCCAACCUGGUACGUCCCUCAGCAAGUACCGCCCUGGCAAUACCACGAACUGGCGGCUCCACAGCCGGUUAUCCUGGCUCCCAGAGAGCUCGACACCAUGACGUACCAGUAUGCGCCGCACCCGAUGCUCGGGCCAGGUUAUCUGGUUUUGCAGUCGACGGCGCAGAUUCAACGGAAUUACCAGCAGCAGCAGCAGCAGCAGCAAUAUCGUCAACAAGAUGGCUCGCAUGUUUUCGGCCUCCGACCUCCUCCAUCUUCGUCUUCCAUCGCCAUCGCCAUCGCCAUCGCCAUCGCCAUCGCCAUCGCCAUCUCCAUCCAUGGGCCGCAGCUCCGUCCGCUUGCUGGUCCCGUCUCGCAGCCCGCCCAUAAGUCGAGCAAUCGGAAGCAUCCAAAAGCGAGGGCAUGUCUGCAGAAACCGAGGCCGGCAAACGUUCCGCCGGUCAACCGUUUCCAUGCCGUGCCAAGGGAUUCCUGCGGCACCGCCCGCGACGCAAACCGCCAGCAGCGCCGCAUUUGGUUUCUCUGCGCAGUACUCCCUCUGGAGGGAAGGCUUCUUCACGGAUAUACCGCCGACGAGACUCGAGCUCCGGCCAACGCCUUCGUCGCGUCGGCGCGCCGCAUCCACCACCCCGUCGGCCUCGCAAAGGGCUACAAGUUUGUUCUGUUUGUCGUGUUUGGCGGCGCGCUGCUGGGCUUCGCCCUCGCCGGCCUCAUGUACCUUGGCGUCAGGGGCGUCUUUUGCAACCCCGUCUCGAGCGUGGGCCGCGCCCUCCCCGGCGGGUGCUACUACUACCUCCGCGGCGUCGAGAAUGCCGGCAUCAUCAUGCACCUUGGGGGCACGCUGCUCGCCGUGUUGUACGUCGCGGGUGUCUUUAUGAUUGCACGGCACGGGCUCGGUGGCGGCCUGGAUGUCCAGUCCGCCGCGGGCAUGGCGUCGAUUGUGUUUGUGGCGUGCAAGGCGAUUGCUUUCUACAACAUCAAGAUGUUGCAGAUUGAACAGCACCGGGCGUGGAUGCUGCGCGCGUGGGUGCUCGCUGGCUUCAUCAUCACAAUGUGCGUCAUCGCUGUCGUCAUGACUGCCAUCGUCGGGAAAAGCGCCCAGGACUACUACUCGGUCUGGCCGUGCUGUGUUAUCGACUCCAUCUACGGGGGCAACCAGACACAAGUCGAGCGGCUGUAUCCGCCCUGCGCGGCCUUUUACUCAGGCGCCGAUCCGGAGCAGCAUGUCCCCGUUCCUGUUGGCGUGUUCGGCCAAGGGCCGGAGCGCGUCGUUUCCGCGGCCAAUGUCAGCUUCGGGCCCAGUGCUUCGCUGGCUUUUGCCAUCCACGCCGUCGCCGUCGAGGUAUACCUGCGCCUGACGCCCGCCGAGACAGAGCGGCUGCGACGUGUCUCUUACCAGCGCCAGAGGGAGGCUGGCAUGAAGAACCCCGGCAGUGCGGGCUUGACGGCUCAGAGACUUGGUGACGCGGACCCCUGGCACCCGCUCUGCGGGAGCGUCGGUCGACGACGAGGACUCGGCUUCCGCUGGGCAUCAUAUGACCACCGAGAGGUUUGA